AUGUCAAGCGUGAACCAGCCCCUCCUUCAGACAAUCGAGCCCGAUGAGGUAGAGCAGCCUCUCGCUGUCAAUGCCCCGACGACCCCCAGACCUCUUGCUGGUGCCCGCGCACCCAGCCAACAAAUGGCGACUAAUCCGGGAGAUGCAGAGUCGGGAAUAGCAGGUAUCUUCCGACAAUCAGCUCACCCCGUCGUCCUCUUCUUCCUCUACCUUUUCCGAAUAGCAGCCAUAGCAGUGUAUCUGUUGUGUGGCUUCUUCACCAAAGAAUUUGUCGUCUCGACGGUUCUCGUCGUAGUCCUACUUGCCAUGGAUUUCUGGAAUUGCAGGAAUGUUGCAGGGCGUAUCUUGGUGGGCCUCCGAUACUGGAACCAGGUCGACGAGGAUGGGGAGAGUUACUGGGUCUUCGAAAGCCGCGACCCAUCUCGCCCUGCAAACCCCAUUGAUUCCAAGAUGUUUUGGAUCGCUCUAUAUGCGUUCCCCCUGCUAUGGCUGGCAUUGUUAAUCGUAUCAUUCUUGAAGUUCAACCUCUCAUUUAUUCCCAUUGUCUUGCUUGCGUUGAUCUUCAACGUGAGCAAUGCGGUCGGUUUCACCUACGCUGACCGCGAUUCGAAGGAAAGGUGGGCAAAGGCUUCGUCCGCCUGGAACAUUGGUAUGGGUGGCAUUGGAGGGCAGCUGCUCGGCGGCGUAGUGAAGAACAGCGUCGGGCGGAUAUUCAAGUAG
Messenger RNA from Rhodofomes roseus, 720 nucleotides. Its product is annotated as DUF846-domain-containing protein. The transcript is spliced from 10 exons. NCBI's taxonomy places the organism in Eukaryota, Fungi, Basidiomycota, Agaricomycetes, Polyporales, Fomitopsidaceae. The record is from RefSeq and is a predicted model, not a curated record. Gene Ontology annotation, biological process: protein secretion; vesicle-mediated transport. Gene Ontology annotation, cellular component: Golgi membrane. Bases 1 to 720 code for a protein of 239 amino acids.